This is a messenger RNA of Magnolia sinica, 1155 nucleotides long. RefSeq lists its product as uncharacterized. Lineage: Eukaryota; Viridiplantae; Streptophyta; Magnoliopsida; Magnoliales; Magnoliaceae. The coding region runs from base 162 to 875 and encodes 237 amino acids. The record is from RefSeq and is a predicted model, not a curated record. The transcript is spliced from 9 exons.
CGACAGUUAAAAUGCAGUUUCCGUGCCCAAGUUCCUGCCACGACUUCCUCGACGUGGAACGCCCUCAACCACAAACACCUUCUCUGCACUCUUCUAACGUUAGAUAAACCGGCGAAAUUCCUGCUUUUCUCUUGAAAACAGCUAAUCUACCGGCGAUUGCAAUGGCGUUCUCAGCUGUAAUUGCAUUAAGAGCACUGUUCACUACCUUGGGUUGCUUGAUGCUCCUCACUCUUAUUUACACCAUCUCCGUCGACGGUCUUCCCUUCCGUAGAGAGCUUUUGACACCGUGGAUGGCGGCAACCCUAGUUGAUUUUUAUGUUAACAUUGUUGCUAUAGCGGUUUGGGUUGCAUACAAGGAAGCAACCUGGGUCGGUGCAGUACUUUGGAUAAUUUUGUUAGUAUGUUUUGGCAGCAUUACCACAUGCACAUACAUUGUCGUGCAACUUUUCAAGCUCUCAUCAGAAAAUAUAAAACAAGAUCCUUUACAUCAUGUUUUGUUGCGCUCUCCAAGCAGGACUACUAUGGAGAGGAGAAAGUUUUCCAGUGUUUUGGUUGCAAGAAUUAUAUUUAGUGCAUUGGGUUGCUUGAUGUUUGCAACUCUAGUUUACACUCUUUUAACUGAUGGUUCUCCUUUCCGCAAGGAGCUUUUGACACCGUGGAUGACUGCAACUCUGGUAGAUUUUUAUGUUAACGUUGUGGCUAUAGCGGUUUGGGUUGCCUACAAGGAAGCAACUUGGAUUGGUGCAUUCGUUUGGAUAGUUCUACUGAUAGGCUUUGGCAGCAUUACUACAUCUGCCUACAUUGUGAUACAACUAUUCCAGCUUUCGUCCCAAGAUCCAUUGCACCUUGUUUUAUUGGGCUCUUCCAACAGGUAACUGAGCUCUAUCUAGGGGGAGAUCGUUUGUGGUGUUUUAUCAAUAUAUUGGAUCUGUAGAGUACAAAAAUUACAGUUUUAAGUUCUCAGAGAGACAGAGUUCCCAAUUACAUGUUUCUUUAUAUGAUUCAUUUCAAUUAAAUUUCACAAUUAUAUGUUUCUUUAUAUGAUUCAUUUCAAUUAAAUUUCACAAUUACAUGUUUCUUUAUGUGUGAAAUACCAACAGACUUGUAACAUGUAUUUCAGUGAUUGUAUAUACUAUCUAAGGCCUGUUUCUAACA